AUGAAUUUAAGGAAGGAUGAGAUAGUACGUGAUGGUGUGGCACUAUGGAGAAAGUGGCUUAUCGAGCAUCCUGAAUUUGCAAGAAAUCCUAUUUACAUCACUGGUGCUUCGUAUUCAGGAAAAAUCAUUCCACCUCUAACGUUAGAGAUUAUUAAAGGAAAUGAAGCAGGAUCUGGUGCAAGAAUGAAUCUUCAGGGAUAUAUUAUUGGUAAUCCAUAUCUUAUUGGUAAUCCUUUGACGGAUAAUUUCCCAUCAAAGCAUGCAAUCGAAUACGCUCACCGUAUAUCUUUACUGUCAGAUGAGCUUUUUGAGUGCAUUGAUUCAGUAGAAGAAUCAUUUAUCCUGGAAUCCAAAUGCAAUGUAUCAACACCCGAUAAGUGGUGUCGGGUAUACUAUCGUAAUUACAUGUCUCAAUCAUGGGCAAAUGACAUUAAUGUCCAAGCAGCUUUUCAUGUUCGGGAGGGAACGAUUAACGAAUGGUUUCGCUGCCGCGGUCGUCGCAGCGAUGAUAAGUUGAAGUACAAUAUUGAUGUUGAUGCUGAUAGUGCCAUCAAUUAUUAUCAAUAUCUUACCACCAAGCCUCUCAGGGCACUAAUCUUCAGGUAA
Chenopodium quinoa (quinoa) is the source of this 606-nucleotide messenger RNA. RefSeq names its product serine carboxypeptidase-like 15. The coding region runs from base 1 to 606 and encodes 201 amino acids. Lineage: Eukaryota; Viridiplantae; Streptophyta; Magnoliopsida; Caryophyllales; Amaranthaceae. The transcript has 7 exons. Gene Ontology annotation, biological process: secondary metabolic process; proteolysis. Gene Ontology annotation, molecular function: serine-type carboxypeptidase activity; acyltransferase activity, transferring groups other than amino-acyl groups. The record is from RefSeq and is a predicted model, not a curated record.